GCAGUUUGGACUUACUCGCAACCCUCUACUGCGCAUGCCUACGUAAGAGCGUAGACUCGGAAGUAGCGGUGACCCUGUUCGCAUGGAAGAAACAUGGCGCUGUCAGUGAGGUCACUGCGACUUAUCCAGCACCGGCUCGGUUUUUCGCCACCAGUUCGGCUGCUUACAGACGGAGAACCUACAAAAUUCCAGCCUCCUCCAAAACCAGUUAUUAUCGAUAAGACCAAGGCUAAAGAGUCUCAGAGAAGGUUUCUGAGCCCAGAGUUUAUUCCUCCGAGAUGUAGAAAAGAUCCUUUCAAAUUCCAUCUGGAGAGAAAAGACAUGAUUGAAAGGCGGAAGGUGUUGGAUGUUCCAGAAUUCUAUGUAGGAAGCAUUCUCGCUGUGACCAUGGCAGAUGCAUAUUCCAGUGGAAAAAGAAACAGAUUUAUGGGAAUAUGCAUUCAGCGGUCAGGGAAAGGCCUCGGUGCCACAUUUGUGGUCAGAAAUGUAAUUGAAGGCCAAGGUGUGGAGAUGCGCUAUGAUCUGUACAGCCCCCGUAUUCAGGAGAUUCAAGUGUUGAAGUUAGAAAAAAGACUGGACGACAACCUAAUGUACUUGCGCGAUGCUCUUCCUGAGUACAGUACCUUUGAUUUCAACAUGAAACCAGCCAUUAGCUUGUCAGAAGGGGAGGUGCCUGUCAACCAGAUGAAAGUCAGGAUGAAGCCAAGGCCUUGGUCAAAGCGAUGGGAGAGACCCCAGCACAACAUCCAAGGAAUUCGAUUUGAACUUUAUCUUACUGAGCGUCACAUUGAGGCAGCGAGAAAGCUUGCAAAGCCAUGGGAAGAGUUUGAUAUGCUGAAAGAAUAUGAUACAACUAAGAUCGAACAGAAAAUAUGGGAAGAAGUAAACCAAGCAACGAACAGGCCUGAAGCACCCUAGCCCAAAGCUUGACUAAUGUAAUAUAUAAAUAAAUGUAGUUCAUUUGAAUAAACGUACAGUUUUUGCAUUAA
This is a messenger RNA of Xenopus laevis (African clawed frog), 989 nucleotides long. It is a transcript of the gene mrpl19.S, whose product is annotated as mitochondrial ribosomal protein L19 S homeolog. Gene Ontology annotation, molecular function: structural constituent of ribosome. Gene Ontology annotation, biological process: translation. Lineage: Eukaryota; Metazoa; Chordata; Amphibia; Anura; Pipidae. The record is from RefSeq and is a predicted model, not a curated record. Gene Ontology annotation, cellular component: mitochondrial large ribosomal subunit; ribosome; mitochondrion. The transcript has 6 exons. Bases 94 to 918 code for a protein of 274 amino acids.